Molecule: messenger RNA, 1041 nt
Organism: Ilex paraguariensis (yerba mate)
Lineage: Eukaryota; Viridiplantae; Streptophyta; Magnoliopsida; Aquifoliales; Aquifoliaceae
Source: the annotation of a GenBank genome assembly
AUGGCUGGUAGUAACGAAGUUAACGUCAAUGAAUCCAAGAGGGUGGUUCCACUUCAUACAUGGAUCCUCAUAUCCAAUUUCAAGCUAUCUUACAACAUGCUUCGUCGUCCUGACGGCACAUUCGACCGCGAUUUGGCCGAGUUUCUUGAACGUAAAGCUCCGACUACCUCGAUUCCGGUAGAUGGGGUUUGCUCUUUUGAUGUUUUUGAUCGAGCCACAGGCCUUCUCAACCGUGUUUACUGGGCAGCCACUGAAAAUGAGGUUCAAUGGGGCAUUGUUGAGCCUGAAAAGCCCUUGAGCACCACUGAAAUUGUUCCUGUAAUCAUUUUCUUCCAUGGUGGAAGCUUCACUCAUUCCUCAGCCGACACCGCCAUAUACGAUACAUUUUGCCACCGCCUUGUUAACCUUUGCAAGGCUGUUGUGGUGUCUGUGAAUUACAGGCGAUCGCCAGAGCAUCGUUACCCUUGUGCAUAUGAUGAUGGAUGGGCAGCUCUUAAGUGGGUUCAAUCAAGACCAUGGCUUAAAAGUGGGAGAAAAGAUUCCAAAGUUCAUGUAUACUUGUGUGGAGAUAGUUCUGGUGGUAAUAUUGCUCAUCAUGUUGCUGUGAGGGCUGCGGAAUCCGGGGUCGAGGUAUUGGGAAAUAUACUUCUUCAUCCCAUGUUUGGCGGACAAUUGAGAACAGAAUCGGAAAAGAGAUUGGAUGGUAAAUAUUUUGUAACAGUUCAAGACAGAGAUUGGUAUUGGAGAGCAUAUCUACCUGAGGGGGAGGAUAGAGACCAUCCAGCAUGUAAUAUAUUUGGUCCCCGGGGCAAAUGUAUUGAGAGACUAGAGUUGUUUCCGAAAAGCCUUGUGGUUGUGGCUGGAUUGGAUCUUUCUCAGGAUUGGCAAUUGGCUUAUGUUGAGGGGCUCAGGAAAUCCAAGCAAGAGGUGAAACUCUUGUACCUAGAGCAAGCGACGAUCGGUUUCUACUUCUUGCCCAAUAAUGACCAUUUCUAUUGCCUCAUGGAGGAGAUUAAAAACUUCGUGAAUUCUUCUUGUUAA